Colletotrichum paranaense is the source of this 819-nucleotide messenger RNA. RefSeq lists its product as uncharacterized. The coding region runs from base 1 to 819 and encodes 272 amino acids. The transcript has a single exon. Lineage: Eukaryota; Fungi; Ascomycota; Sordariomycetes; Glomerellales; Glomerellaceae. The record is from RefSeq and is a predicted model, not a curated record.
AUGGGCCAGGAAGCCUCCAAACCAAAACCCGGCACCCGCCUCCAAGUCAUCGGCGCGGGCCUUCCCCGCACCGGAACCGCCUCCCUUGCCAAAGCCCUCGAAAUCCUCCUCUCUGAAGACGACGGGGCCGGUGCCCCCGUCCACCACGGCGGCACCCAACUCACCCACGGCCCGGAAUCCGAGAUCCGCUCCUGGAUAACCUGCCUAUCCCACACGCCCACCCGUACCGCCGCCGACGAGAAAGUCGUCCUCGACACCCUGACCACACACUUCCACGACGGCUACGCGGCAGUCGUCGACGUCCCCGGAAUGCUCUUCACCGAGGAACUCGCCGCGCUGCACCCCGACGCCCUGGUCAUCUGCACCGUUCGCGAUCCGGAGGCGUGGGUGCGGAGUAUUCGACAGACGGGAGAGCGGAGCCUGCAGGCUUUUCUGUCGUUUGCGCUGUUUUGGCUGCCUACGAUGAGGUGGUUUCCGCAGUAUAUUGAUGCUAUUCCCAACGGUCGGUGGGGGGAGUUAUUUCCCCCCGAAGAAGGGGAUGGGGUGCUGCCUACGCGACGGGUGUGGGACUUGCAUCAGGCUUGGGUCAGGAGAGUUGUGGACGAGGAGAGGUUGGUGUUUUAUGAUGUUAAGGACGGGUGGGGGCCGUUGUGUGAGGCUUUGGGGAGGCCGGUGCCUGGUGUGCCGUUUCCUAGGGUGAAUGAUGGCGAUGCGAUUGAUAAGUUUGCGAAGGAGCAGAUUAUCAAAGGGUUGGUGAGAUGGGUUGUGGUGUUAGGGAGCGUUGCGGCUGUAGGUUGUGGGUGGUGGUGCACAAGGUGA